UCCCCCCGCUGUCCUCGCGCCGUGUGAGUGUCCCCGCGCCGCCUCGCGCACUCACUCACAGCAUGGAGUACGAGUGGAAGCCGGACGAGCAGGGCCUCGCGCAGAUCCUGCAGCUGCUCAAGGAGUCCCAGUCCCCGGACACCAGCACGCAGCGAUCCGUGCAACAAAAACUGGAGCAGCUCAAUCAGUUUCCAGACUUCAAUAACUAUCUAAUUUUUGUUCUCACGAAGUUAAAGUCUGAAGAUGAACCUACGCGAUCUUUGAGUGGAUUAAUAUUGAAAAAUAAUGUAAAGGCACAUUUUCAGAACUUUCCAAAUGGGGUAACGGAUUUUAUCAAAAGUGAGUGCUUAAAUAACAUCGGAGAUUCUUCCCCAUUAAUCCGUGCAACUGUAGGCAUUUUGAUUACUACAAUUGCCUCUAAAGGAGAGUUGCAGAAUUGGCCAGAGCUUUUACCAAAGUUGUGCAGUUUGUUGGAUUCUGAGGAUUACAACACAUGUGAGGGUGCCUUUGGAGCCCUUCAGAAAAUAUGUGAAGAUUCUGCUGAGAUUUUAGACAGCGAUGUUUUGGAAAGACCUCUUAAUAUCAUGAUUCCAAAGUUUCUGCAGUUUUUUAAGCAUAGUAGUCCUAAAAUAAGGUCACAUGCUGUUGCUUGUGUCAAUCAGUUCAUCAUUGGAAGAACACAAGCACUUAUGUUGCAUAUAGAUUCUUUUAUAGAGAAUCUCUUUGCUUUGGCCACUGAUGAAGAACCCGAGGUGCGCAAAAAUGUUUGCCGGGCACUGGUAAUGCUGCUAGAAGUUCGAAUGGAUCGAUUGCUUCCUCACAUGCACAAUAUUGUAGAGUACAUGCUACUGAGGACGCAGGACCAAGAUGAAAAUGUUGCUUUGGAGGCGUGUGAAUUUUGGUUGACACUGGCUGAGCAGCCGAUCUGCAAAGAUGUUCUGUGUAGACAUCUUCCAAAAUUGAUACCGGUCUUAGUAAAUGGAAUGAAGUAUUCCGAAAUCGAUAUAAUCUUACUUAAGGGUGAUGUUGAAGAGGAUGAAGCUGUACCGGACAGUGAGCAGGACAUUCGGCCUCGCUUCCAUAGAUCAAGGACAGUAGCUCAGCCUCAUGAAGAAGAUGGUAUUGAGGAAGAUGAGGAUGAUGAUGAUGAUCUGGAUGAUGAUGAUACAAUAUCUGACUGGAAUAUACGAAAAUGUUCUGCUGCAGCUCUUGAUGUGCUAGCCAAUGUGUUCAGAGAUGAACUUUUGCCACACAUCUUGCCUCUUUUGAAAGAGUUACUUUUCCAUCCAGAAUGGGUCGUCAAGGAGUCUGGAAUCCUGGUGCUUGGAGCAAUUGCUGAAGGUUGCAUGCAGGGUAUGAUUCCAUACCUCCCGGAGCUAAUUCCCCACCUUAUUCAGUGCCUGUCUGAUAAAAAGGCUCUUGUGCGCUCUAUCACGUGCUGGACUCUUAGCCGCUAUGCACAUUGGGUAGUUAGCCAACCCCCAGACAAUUUUUUGAAGCCAUUAAUGACAGAGCUGCUAAAACGUAUCUUAGAUAGCAACAAGCGAGUACAAGAAGCGGCUUGCAGUGCCUUUGCUACACUAGAAGAAGAAGCUUGUACAGAGCUUGUUCCAUACUUGGCUUACAUUUUGGACACUCUGGUCUUCGCUUUUAGUAAAUACCAGCAUAAAAACUUGCUCAUCCUUUAUGAUGCCAUCGGGACCUUAGCGGAUUCUGUAGGACACCAUUUGAACAAGCCAGAGUACAUUCAGAUGCUUAUGCCUCCUCUCAUUCAAAAAUGGAAUGUGCUAAAGGAUGAGGACAAGGAUCUCUUCCCUUUACUUGAGUGCCUAUCUUCUGUCGCUACUGCACUUCAGUCUGGUUUUCUACCAUACUGUGAACCUGUAUAUCAACGCUGUGUGAACCUGGUUCAAAAAACUCUUCAACAAGCCAUGUUGCACAAUGCACAGCCUGAUCAAUACGAAUCUCCAGAUAAAGAUUUCAUGAUCGUUGCUUUGGAUUUACUAAGUGGAUUGGCUGAAGGGCUUGGUGGUAACAUAGAACAACUGGUAGCUCGAAGCAAUAUCCUCACGCUAAUGUACCAAUGCAUGCAGGAUAAAAUGCCGGAGGUACGGCAGAGUUCAUUUGCUUUGUUGGGAGAUCUGACAAAGGCAUGUUUUCAACAUGUCAAAGUAUGCAUAGCUGACUUCAUGCCCAUUUUAGGAACUAAUCUAAAUCCUGAAUUAAUUUCUGUCUGCAACAAUGCCACUUGGGCAAUUGGUGAAAUUUCCAUCCAGAUGGGAAUUGAUAUGCAGCCUUAUGUUCCAAUGGUGUUACACCAACUUGUAGAGAUCAUUAACAGACCCAACACACCAAAGACUCUCUUAGAGAAUACAGCAAUAACAAUUGGUCGUCUUGGUUACGUUUGUCCUCAAGAGGUGGCCCCCAUGCUACAGCAGUUUAUAAGACCCUGGUGCACCUCAUUGCGCAACAUUCGAGACAAUGAGGAAAAGGACUCUGCAUUCCGUGGAAUUUGUACUAUGAUCAGUGUUAACCCUGGUGGAGUAGUUCAGGAUUUUAUAUUUUUCUGUGAUGCUGUUGCAUCAUGGGUUAAUCCAAAAGAAGACCUUCGAGACAUGUUCUGUAAGAUUCUUCACGGAUUUAAAAAUCAAGUAGGGGAUGAAAACUGGAGGCGUUUCUCAGACCAGUUUCCUCUUCCCUUGAAAGAACGUCUUGCAGCUUACUAUGGAGUUUAACCUAGUUGCUAUAUAGCUGCAGUCUCAUCAUUAGGGGUCCUUCAGUCUGGGAGACAGCGGGGGAGCCUCUGCACCCAGGGAAAAUGCUACCCUAAUACAGGGGGGAAGGGCAAACCAGUAGGAAACAGUACAAUCCCAAAGCCUACUGGGAGGGGCGGGAGGGAGGUGUUGCCGUCACUGUAUUAAGUCGAUGUUGGGAAACGUUUAAAUGUCUGGAGCCUUGGUGGGUGGAAAUAUGUCUCCUUUACAAUUCUGCACUGGAUGUGAAGAAGCAAACAAAGAAUAUAAUCUCCAAACAGCACAUUCUGGUAUAUGGGGAAUUGUAUCAAAAUGAGAACCUUAUAACGGGACUCUAGGGGGUUAAGUAAGGAAAAAUAAUUUUUUGCACACGUUAGAGAAAAUCUUAUGGGGUUAUAGCAGUAAAAGGCAUUUAUUUUAAAGCAAAAGGGUUGCCUAAAUGUGUCUCACUCUAAUUGGGAGUUAUUGGUGUUUGCAUGUUAAUGAAGACAUACACAAAUGAAGUCAAUGCAGAGUUUAAAAAAAAAAAAAAAAAAUGCAGCUUGCUAUGCGUAUUACAAGCAGGUACUUACAGUCUACAGCUCAGCUGCCUGUCUGGUGAAUAAAGAUCUACUGCAUAACGUGACGCCCACCAGAAUGCCAAAUUUAGUGUUUUUGUUUUUAUUUAUUUAUUUUUGUUGACGGGAAGGAACACAAGGAAAGAAUAAAUCCUUAGUUUUUAGUUUACAAUAACUCAUUAAUACAGUAAUUAUUUUUUUAUAAGUCCUCUGUAAUUAGCGAUACAUUAAAGUCUCUGGCAUUUUUGAUAUCUUCAGUGCUUGGAUACCAUAGCAUUGCCAUGCAAUGUUGAUUUGGUUUCUCCUGAAGCUUGAAGAGAUUUGCAGUCCAAGGUUGUCACAGUGAUAAUAAACCUAAUUUAGAGGGUGGGUAGCUUGCUUGCACCACGUGGUAAGAUAGGCAAACAUUGACCUGUAUGAGACUUUCCCCCCCGCCCUCUUUUUUUUUUUUUUUUUUCUCUCAUGUUGCAGUUUAAGAAUUCAAUAUAGCCUUGCAUUUGAGAUGUUUUUACAUUUCUUAGAAUUGUAUUUUUAAGAAACUCUCUGGCUAUACAGUGCUUCAAACUAUAGUUAAAACGUAACCCUUUUCCCUUUGCCAGAAGUGAAGGGCUUGCUGAGCCCCUGGCAAACAAUUCUGGCUGCUAAACAGGUUAGGUAAAGUAUCUCUAGCUCCUGUUAAGAAGAAGAAGAAGAAAAAAAUCUAAUCAAUUAUUGUAUUGUAACAUAACGUGGAAAGCUGAUCUACCUAUACAAACCCCCCUUUGCCUCUGUGCUGUCAGUGUGAUGUGCUUUCUGCAUGGUUAAAUACUAGUGAUUUUAUGAUAACUCGGAAUUACAAGGCAUAAGAACAGUUUAAAAGAAUGCAUAAAUAAAUGUUGGCGCAAAUUGGAAAUGGUAAAGUUGGAGGUAACCAACAUGUUGCAAUCUAGUUGUAGAACUGCAACUCCCUUGGUGCUAAAGGCUGGCAAAGCAUCAUGGGAGUUGUAGUUCUUAAUCUACUGGGAAGCUACUAAUUGGUAAACUCUGAUAGUAAUUAAGGUAAUUGCUAUAAUUCAGUGUUUAUUUCCACUUCAACAUAGUACAUUCAAUUUUUUUUUUCCCCCUUUCAAAGCAUGAUCAUUAAACCAAUAAGUUGACAGAUGUGUCGCAGGGUAUAUGCACUGUAUUGGCGCAUGUUGGUGGCCCUUUGUACCCUGAAUACACAUUGGGGUUAAUGUUUAAAAGCUAUAGAAUGAUUGAUUUUUUUUUUAUUUUUUAUUUUUUUUUGUUUUUGUUUUUUUCAACCCCUCCCCCACCUUUUUGUUUUGUUUUUUUAAUUUUUUUAUUUCUAUUUCAUUUGUUCAGCUAUUUCUGUUGCUUUCUCCACCUGUAAUCCUGUGAAUAAACCCUCGUUAAUUUAACCUUUUACUUUUCUUUCCAUGUGUAUUUUCUUAUGUACUGUGAAUGUGAAACUUUAACUGCUGGCACAUUAAAUAAUGUGUCCUCAUAAAAGUGCAAGUCUUUAUUAAUUCAUAUAGCCUCAAAGGUAUCCCAUGAUGAUAAAGAACCCAACCUCUGCAGGUCAGAGCCCCAACCCCCGCUUUCAGUUUCAUUAAGCGGAGUUUAAAUGUGUUAAUAGAAAAAAAAGCCAUACCAUUUUAUUUUUAAUAAUAUAUAAUUUUUUUUUUCUGUAUUAGUGCUU
Messenger RNA from Pelobates fuscus (common spadefoot toad), 4991 nucleotides. RefSeq names its product transportin 1 (gene TNPO1). Bases 63 to 2735 code for a protein of 890 amino acids. Gene Ontology annotation, cellular component: cytoplasm; nucleus. Gene Ontology annotation, biological process: protein import into nucleus. The transcript is spliced from 24 exons. The record is from RefSeq and is a predicted model, not a curated record. Gene Ontology annotation, molecular function: small GTPase binding; nuclear import signal receptor activity. NCBI's taxonomy places the organism in Eukaryota, Metazoa, Chordata, Amphibia, Anura, Pelobatidae.